Molecule: messenger RNA, 7374 nt
Organism: Symbiodinium necroappetens
Lineage: Eukaryota; Dinophyceae; Suessiales; Symbiodiniaceae
Source: the annotation of a GenBank genome assembly
AUGACCGACCGCUACGCCGGUCGGUGGGUCGCCGUGACCGGCGGCGCCGGGUUCAUCGGCGGCCACCUCUGCGAGCGGCUCCUCGAGAUCGGCGCCAAGGUCUCCAUCAUCGACGACCUCUCCGGCUCCGACGGGUCGAACGUCGACCGCCUGAUCCAGCAGCACGGCGGCGGUCGCGUGCGGUUCGUGUACGGCUCGAUCCUCGAGCCCGCCGCGCUGGACGACGCCGUGCAGGACGCGGACUACAUCUUCCACCUCGCCGCGAUGGGCUCCGUCCCGCGCUCGCUCAUCGAGCCGGAGCGCUGCCUGCAGGUGAACACCAUCGGCACCAUGCGCGUCGCGCAGGCGGCGCGCAAGGCGUCGGUCAACCGCUGGGUCUUCGCCGCGUCGAGCAGCGCCUACGGCAACGACCCCACGCUCCCCAAAAAGGAAAACCAGGCGCUCCUGCCCGUCUCACCCUACGCCGCGAGCAAGCUCGCGGGCGAGUUCAUCGUCCGCACGUGGAGCGCGAGCUUCGGCCUCCCGGGCGUGAGCCUGCGGUACUUCAACGUCUUCGGCUCACGCCAGCGCGCCGACAACCAGUACGCCGCCGUCGUCGCCUCCUUCAUGCACCGCAUCUGCCGCGGCGAGCGACCGAUCAUCUACGGCGACGGCGAGCAGUCCCGCGACUUCACCCAUGUCUCCAACGCCGUCAACGGCACCCUCCUCGCCGGCGCCUGCAAGGGCAACUUCACGGGCCAGGCCAUCAACCUCGGCACGGGCCGGCAGACGACGGUCAACGAGCUCGCCCGCGCCAUCGCUCAGGCGUUCGACCGCGAGGACCUCACCCCCGAGCACGAGGACCCGCGCCAGGGCGACGUGCCGCACUCCGUCGCGGACAUCGCCCUCGCCGGCAAGCUCCUGGGCUACGCGCCGAUCACCACGCUCGAAGAGGGCCUCGCCGAGACCAUCGCGUGGCUCACGAAAAACGACUCGGGCUGCGACCAGACGCCGAGCACCGAGCCCAGUCUCUCGGCCGGCUGGCUCAUCGGCGCCGCCGUCGCGUCGAGCGCGCCGAUCCUCGCGCACCUGCUCCGCCGCCGCCCGCGCCGCACGGUCGCCCUGCCCACCGCGCGGUUCCUCGCGCACCUGGAGCGCGAAUCCGCCCGCGGGAGGCGCGUCCGCGAGCGCCUCACCCUCGCCUGCCGCUGCCUCGCGCUGCUCCUGCUCGGCCUCGCCUUCGCGACGCCCGAAUGGACGAGCCGCAACGCCGCGGAAGUCACCGGCGAGCGCACGGUCUUCGUCCUCGACGCUUCCGCCUCCAUGCGCCGCACCGAGGACGGCCGCACGCUCUUCGCCCGCGCGCACGACAUGAUCGAAGCUGACGUGCGCGAGAACCCGGGGCGUGAAUUCGGCGUCGUCGUCGCGCGCCGGUCACCCGUCGCGCUCCUCCCGCGCCUCACGACGAACACCCCCGCGCUGCUCGAAGCGCUCGCGAGCGCGGGCCCGACCUUCGAGCACGCGUCGCUGCGCGAGGCGAUGGCGCUGGCCGCGUCCCUCCCGGAUUCCACGGGCCGCGCCUCGCCGCGCCGCAUCGUCCUCGUGACGGACGCCGCGCGGGACGCCUUCGAGGGCGUCGCGACCGGCGAGUUCAUCGGCGCGGAGAUCCGGCGCGUCUCGCGGGACGCCGAGCCCACGAACCGCGCCGUGCUCGCACCGUCCGUCUCCCCCGCGCGCCCCGUCGAGGGCUCGGAGAUAACCCUCGCCUUCACCCUCGCGAACCACCACCCUGAACCCGCGAGCCUCCCCGUCGCCAUCCGCACUCCCCGCGGCGUGCACACGGAGACGAUCGAUGUCGACGCCUGGUCGACGCGCGCCGUCGAGCUCCAGACCGCCGGCCUGCCCGCCGGGGCGCACGAGCUCGAACUCUCGAUCCCGGCCGACGCCACGCCCGCAGACGAUACGGCCCGCAUCGUCGCCAUCAUCGACGCGUCCCACCGCGUCGGCGUGCUCACGCGCCACGAUUCGCCGCUCCGCGCGCCGCUCCUCGCGUCGGUCGAUCACGGGACGCCCGCGAGCGUCGAUACGCUCGGAGACCCGAGCGCCCUGCUCAUCGCGGCCCCCGGCGCCCUCCCGGACGAGGCGCUCGACACGAUCGCCUCGCGCCUGCGCGACGGCCUUUCCGUUCUGUGGAUCGUGAACAACGCCGAAUCGGCCGACCUGCUCCUCCGACUCCCCCCGCCCGAGCCCGACGCGCCGCUCUUCGCGUCGAUCGAGCGGUCCUCCGCGCCCGACGAGGCCCGCCUCGCGGACCCCGACCGCGUCCUCGGCCGGCGCGUCCACCCGGCGCUCGACGCCGCGCUCCGCGCCGUCCCCUUCGCGACCCGCUUCGAGAUCGAGCCGGCGAGCGCCGCGGAGGUCGCGUCGAGCUUCACGGACGGCGCACCCUUCCUCUUCCGCCUCCCCUACGGACGCGGCUCGCUCACCAUCCUCGCCGCGGAUAUCGCGCCCGAAUCGUCCCCGCUCCUCCGCACGCCCGUGUUCCCGCUGCUCGUCAGCGCCGUCGCGGGCACGCCCGACACGUCGACCUCGCGCGCCGCGCUCACGGUGGGCGCGCCGUCGGGUGUCGAACAGCUCGACAUCUCUCCCGACGAGCCAGCCGCUCGGCUCGUCUCGGACGACACCGGCCGCGCGAUCGACGGGCGCGCCUGGAACAUCGACCCGCGCGAGGCCGACCCGCGCCCUAUCGACGAGCACGCCGAAGAGGCGCUCUUCGCCGGCGCCGGCACCAUCGCCGGCGAGACCGCGACCGCCACAACCGAGCACAAGACGCCCCUCUGGCCCUGGCUCGCGCUCGCGUCGCUCGUGCUGCUGGGCCGCGGCAUGACCGGCCCGUACGCCCUCGACCCCGCCGUCCCGCCCGUCUACCUCGCGUUGGCGCUGGUGAUCCUCGUUGCGCUCGCGUGGCGGAGCGGCCGCGCCCGUUUCGCGCUGCUUCGGGUCGCGCCGCUGGCGCUCAUCGCCCUCGUGCUCCUCGGGCCCGUCACGAUCCGGGAAUUGCCGGACGAGCGCCGCACGCCCGCGCUGGCCCUGCUCGUCGACCGCUCGCGUUCGAUGGCGACGCCCGACGCGUCGCUCAGCCAGGACGGGAUGAUCCCUCGCCUGCGCGCCGUCGAACGCGCGUACCUCGAGCCCAACACGCUUCAGCGUCUGAGCGAGCUCGCGGACGUCCGCCCCGUCGCCUUCGCGUCCGAGUCCCGCGCGAUCACCGGCUGGUCCGACCGCGCGAUCGAGCUCCGGCCCGACGGCGACGCGACGGACCUCCACGCCGCCCUCGCCCGCACGCUCGCCGACCUGCCCGAGGGCUCGACGGUGCUCGUCCUGAGCGACGGCCGCUCGACCUCGCCCCGACGCGACCUGAACGAGCUCGUCGGCCUCGCCCGCGCGUCGAGCGUGCGCGUCCACGCCGUGCCCGUCGGCGAGCCCGCCUCCGCGACGGACGCCCGCCUCCGCGCCGCGCCCGCGCGCGACCUCGUCUUCGAGUCGAUGCCCGUGGACAUCGACGUCUCGCUCGACCAGACCGGCUACGACGGCCGCCGCGCGACCGUCUGCGUCCUCGACGAGACCGGCGAAACCACCCUCGCCACGCGCACCGUCACGCUCGAUGCGCGCACCGACCUGUCGAUCUCCGUCCCGGGCAUCGACCUGCCCCUGGGCGCCGGCACGAGCGGCGUCCGCGAGCUGCGCGUCCGCCUCGACCCGCUCGCCGGAGAGGCGGACGAGUCGAACAACGAGCGACGCGUCUUCGUCCGCGUCACGGGCGAGCGCAUCCGCGUCGCGCUGCUCGAGGGCGCCCCGUCGUGGGAGUCCCGAUUCCUGGCGCGCUCCCUCGCGAAAGACCCGCAGGUCGAGCUCACAACCGUCACCGGCGUCGGCACCGCCGAGACCCGGCGCGACGGGCAACGCGUCACCUCGCCCCGCCGCAUUGUUCGCCUCCCGGGCGCCGCCGGCGAGAUCCAGGCCGACGCGUACGCCUCCGACCGCGUGAUCGAGCGAGCGCUCGCGGAGUCGGACAUCACCGUCCUCGGCGCGCAGAUCGAAUCGAUCCUCACGCCCGAGCUCGCGACGCGCCUCGCGAACCGCACGAUCAACGAAGGCGGCGCGGUCGUCUUCCUGCGCACGCCCCCCGCCCCGCUCGACUCGCCCGUCGCCGAGGCCCUCGACCCGAUCGCGCCCAUCACCUGGACGGACGCCAUCGAGACCGGCGGCUCGCUCAUGCCCUCCCCCGGCGCGGACGCGGUCCCCCCCGUCGGCACGCUCGCCGGGACGGGCGGCGAGGGGAGCGCCGCGAUCACCGAGCUUCCCGGAAUGCGCGCCGUCACGCGGAGCGAGGGCGAGCGGAGCAUCACCACCCUCUGGCUCACGGACACGUCCGCCGAGGGCGAGGCCCGCGCCGCGCUCGCGCACGCGCGCGUCGGGCGCGGGCAGUCGCUCGCACUGCUCUCCGAGGGCCUCUGGCGCUGGGCGCUCACGCCGGAAUCGCUCGACGCGCACGAUUCGGUCUACCGCGAAUUCUGGGCGCGCACCGCCCGCUGGCUCGCGCUGGGCGGCGACUUCCUCCCGGGCCAGGGCGUCAGCUUCCGCGCCGACCGCACCCUCCUGAGCCCGGGCGAGCGCGUGAGCGUCACCGUCCGCGCGCGCACGCGCGACGAUCUGCUCGCCGUCGAGCGCCUCGAGCACGCACCGCCCCGGGGAGCGCCCGCGGGCGUCCGCCUCCGAGAGGACGCAUCGGACACCAACGCCCUCCGCGCCUCCGUCUCCCCGACCGAGCAGGGCGUGCACGAGCUGCACCUCCACGAAUCAAGCGGCGGCGUGCGAACGAUCCGCUUUGCCGUCCACGACGACUCGGACGAGCUCCGCGACGUCUCGCCCGACGAAGAGCUGCUGAGAACACUCGCUGAGGGCACCGGCGGGGAGGUCCUGCCCCUGAACGGACGCGACCGCCUCAUCAAGCUCCUCGAGCAGGACCGACGCGCCCGCGCGACCGAGGAUGGACUCGUGAGCGAUCACCUCAGAGCCAUCCGACGAGCCCGCGCCGCCAUCGGCGCGUCGCGAUUCCUCGCCCGCGCCGCGGAUGCCGUGUCCUGUGCGCUCGCGCUCGCGAUGGUCCUCGCCGCGGUCGACGCCACCUCCCCGCUCGCCCCCGCCGCCCGGCUCGCGCUGGGUGUCGCCUCGCUCCUCGUGUUAGUCGCGCUGCUCGCGCGUGCAGCGAGCGCGUCCCGGUGCACCCUCAACGCCGCGGCAUCCCGCCUCGAAGCCGCCCUGGGCCUGUCCCGCAACACCCUCGUCAACGCUUUGCAGCUCGCGCACGCCGAGACGACGAGCGCUGUCGGCGCCGACCGCGUCCGCUACGCGACCCGCCAGGCGGACGACACCGUGAAUUCUGCGCCGAAUGCGAGCGUUCUCGAUCGCGACGCCCUGCUCGCCCCCUUCGCGCGAUUCGUGGUCCUGGGCGCGGUGUUCGCGAUCUUCCUGACGAUCGCCCCCCGCGUCGCGCACAGCGCCUGGCUCCGCUUCACCGAGCCCUUCGCGGGUCACCCGCCGUACUCCCGAACGGCGUUCGAGAUCGAGAUCACGCCCGACCCGCUCCUCGUCACGAUGGACGCGGUAGUCACCGCGCGCACGAGCCUCGUGAUCCCGGAGACGCUCGAUUUCGUCAACGAAUCCACCGGCGAACGCUUCGCGAUGAUGACGGAAGGCGAUGGCGUGUUCAUAGCGACGCUCGAGCGCCUCACCGAGCCCGUCAUGUUUCAUGCCGACGGCCCGACCGGUCGCUCGCGCUCGUUCACGAUCACCCCGAUCGACCGCCCGUUCAUCGAGCGCGCCAGCGCCCGCGUCCUCGUCAGCGGCGAGCAGAUCGCGAGCGUCGAAAUUGACCUCGACGCCGACCCGCCGACGCUCACGCCCCCGCUCGGCGCGACGAUCGAGUUGGUCGUGCUCACGAACACGGAACUCGCCCCGCCGGACGCGACGCCGGGCGUCGAAUACGAACUCACCGGCACGCGGACCGUCGCGCGCUCCACCGUCUCGACGGCGGAGCACUUCACGCUCUCCCUCACGCCCGUGAGCCGGAGCGGACUCCAGUCGGCCGACACCGCCGCCGUGCUCAUCCGGCCCGUCGCGCCGCCGCCGGGUCAGACGCCGGGCCAGGCCGCGACGACAGCCUCGCCGGACGCCAGCGAACCGAACAGCCAGCAGCCCGGCCCGGUCGAACAAGCACUCGAGCAGAUCCGCGCACAAAUCGAGCAGAUGACCGACGAGCAGCUCGCCGAGCAGGCCCAGGAACUGACGCGUCAGAUCGACGAACUCCUCGCGCAUGACGCGGAAACGCCGAGCGAGCAGCAGGCGCAGGCCACGCUCAGCACGAUCAGAGAGGCCCUCGCCGAUCUGGUCGAGGGCGUCCCGGGGAGCUCGGACCGCGCCCGCGACGCGUCGCAAACUUCCGAGGAGGAGCCGCCGCCGAGCGAGCGGGACGAGGCCGAGCGCGGGGACCCGUCGUCGGAUCGAGACCGGCUCGUGACCGACGAUCUCGGGGCGGUCGAGGACGACGGCACGCCGCCGCCUGCGCGCCUCGAAGGCGACACCCUCGUGCUCGAGGGCGGCCCGUCCGAGGUGCCGAUCCGAGUGACGCUCGAAGGCGCCGCGCGGGACCUCUAUGCUUCCCUGAGCGACCGCGAAUUCGCCGUCGUCAUCCUCGCCUCGAUCAUCGCGUCCGCCCUGCGCGCCGACGCGCCGACGCCCGACCCGCGCGCGGUGACCGUCGCGCUCAUCACCGUGCCGGCGGACGAAGAGGUCGCCAAGUGCAUCGGCACGAGAUUCCUCGGCCUCGUCGAGCACGAGACCGGCGUCGACACGGCGGAGGAGCUCACGCGCGUCACGCUCGAUUCCGACGAGCUCUUCGACCACCCCUUCGCCAUCCUCACGGGCGACGGCGCCUUCGAGCUCACCGACGAGCAGGCCGAGCGCCUCGGGCGGUACGCCGCGCGGGGCGGGUUCCUCCUCGUCUCCGCGAGCUGCUCGAACAGUGCGUUCAACGCCUCCAUGGAGCGCGCCAUCGCCCGCGCCUUCCCGGCGCGCACCCUCGAGAAGAUCCCGCUCGAGCACGAGCUGUUCCGCACGCUCUUCGAGGUCCGCUCCAUCCGCUCCAAGCGUCCCCGCGACACCCCCGUCUUUCGCGGGCUCUCGAUCGACGGCCGCCUCGCCCUGCUCUACUCCCCCGCCGGGCUCAACGACACCGCCAACGCCGCGCCCGGGUGCUGCUGCUGCGGGUCGAACGAGAUCCUGAACGCGAGCUUCAUCAACGCCAACGCGCUGGUGUACGCCCUGACGCACUGA